CAGUUUUCCGCGGGUUUUCCGGUGAAAUGGGGACUUUUCAGAGUGUCUGUGGGUGAUCUCAGCAGGGCAACGUGGGAAGAAAGACCUGCCUUGGCGCCAAAUGUGAGCUUUGAGUGAACUCAGCAAAUCGCCAGGAGCAAACUCACUCUCUGCACCGAAAAGGAUGGCGUGAGGAAUAUAGUUCUGAACAAUCCCAAAACCAGGAAUUCCCUGUCGCUGGAGAUGAUGCGAGAUAUCCUUGAGGAUUUAACGAGGAAUCUUGAGGAUAAAUCGCUCAGAGUGAUAGUCUUGUCUGCCGUGGAGAGUCCUGUCUUCUCUGCUGGCCAUAAUCUCAAGGAAUUGGCUCCUGAUAUGGGCGAGGAGGUGCACAAGGAGGUCUUCAGAGUGGCCAAUGAGCUCAUGAUGGCUAUGAUUGACGCUCCAGUGCCGAUUGUGGGGAAGGUUGAUGGCCUAGCAGCGGCUGCAGGAUGCCAACUGAUAGCCAAUUGUGAUAUGGUUGUGUGUUCCUCGAGGAGUUCCUUCUCAACGCCUGGGGCGGCGUUCGGAGUUUUUUGCUCUAGUCCGGGAGUUGCAGUGGCCAGGAAGGUGUCUAGGAUGAAAGCGGCUCAGAUGCUCUUCACUGGACUUCCGGUGUCUGCCCAGGAAGCCCUCAGUUGUGGUCUGGUGAGCUCUGUGGUGCCUCAAGAGGAUCUGGAUGCAGAAAUUGAGAGGAUUUGCCAAGCGAUUUCUUCGAAGAGUCGCUCAGUCAUUGCUCUGGGCAAGAAGUUCUUCCAUCAGCAAAUGGAGAUGGGCACCAAAGAGGCCUUCGUGGCAGCGGGAAACGUGAUGGUGAGGAAUCUGGCGGAGCCUGAUGGCCAGGAGGGUGUGAAGAGCUUCGUGGAGAAGAGAAAGCCGAUCUGGAAGCACUGAGAU
Messenger RNA from Phlebotomus argentipes, 912 nucleotides. Its product is annotated as enoyl-CoA hydratase domain-containing protein 3, mitochondrial. NCBI's taxonomy places the organism in Eukaryota, Metazoa, Arthropoda, Insecta, Diptera, Psychodidae. Gene Ontology annotation, cellular component: mitochondrion. The transcript has 4 exons. Gene Ontology annotation, molecular function: hydro-lyase activity. Bases 223 to 909 code for a protein of 228 amino acids. The record is from RefSeq and is a predicted model, not a curated record.